Messenger RNA from Prorocentrum cordatum, 161 nucleotides. Lineage: Eukaryota; Dinophyceae; Prorocentrales; Prorocentraceae. The record is from the annotation of a GenBank genome assembly.
GCCCAUGGCGCGGCUGGAGCUGACUUCUCCAGGAUGGAGGCGGAAUGCGCCGGAGUCCCAUGGGUCAGAGCUGCCCACGAUGCCGCGCGCUCGCAUGAAUGGCAUCGGCGUCGAAGACCUGCAGUACUCCGUGGCGCGGGGCCACACCGCGUCUGAGCUGG